Nomia melanderi (Alkali bee) is the source of this 9041-nucleotide messenger RNA. RefSeq lists its product as uncharacterized. Lineage: Eukaryota; Metazoa; Arthropoda; Insecta; Hymenoptera; Halictidae. The record is from RefSeq and is a predicted model, not a curated record.
CCUGGCAGUCGGUAAUUCGUGAACCUUCCGCUAGAGCGCAAUGUUUUGAGUUCCAAAGAUCUGUAGUCCUUACCGUGUGCGUUGAGCGUCCGGUUCACCGAUCACCGUCGAGUUGUAACCGUAUGUGCUGUCGCCGUCACUCCAUUGCCGUCCCUCAUUUCCGUCGUCGGUCUCACACACGUUAACACGUCUCUUGUAUUACCAUGGACGUCAACCUGCUACUUCAGCACUCGCAAUAUGCGUUACCUGUGGGUGUCGUGCUCCUAUUUGCAAUCCUCGUCUUCGUCUUUGGUUUCAAAAAGGCCGAGCAACCACCUUUCGCACAGCUCUCAGUGAGUUCCGACGUGGACCGGAAAUUUGCCAACAAGAAACGCAGCAAGAUCAAAGAAAAGAGAUCUGCUAAUGGUCAAGUUUCGACUGAAAAAGCAAGUCCUGUUAAAAAAACUGUGGCAGCAAAAGCAGAAAAUGCAAAGAAGACUACUUCUAAGGUUGACGAUGUUGAUGGAAAAUUGAAAGAACAAAAACAAGAAGAUAAUAAGAUUACAUCAAGUAAGAAAGAUAAGGAUCAAGUUGUUACAAAGACAGGCAAGGAAAACAAAGUUGAACAAGCAAAAAAUAAGAAGAAUUUGAAGAAUUUGUUCCUAGAGAAGCCAGUAGAUUUUGAUGAGGGAGAUUGGGAGCAAGCAUACUCUAGGAAGGAUAAGAAGAAUAAGAAGAAAGAAGAAGAAUCUCCUUCAAAGAAGAAUAAGAAAAAUGUUAAAAAAGCUGAUUUGAUUAAUGAAGUUGUAGCUAAACAAAAAGAACCUGAAAAAAUUGAAAUUAAAGACAAAGUUGCCAAGGAAACUGAGAAUAAUGAAUUAAAGGAGAAGGAAAAAAAAGAUGUAGUUCUUAUUCCCAUUUCUAAUGAGGAGGUAGCCAAGGAAACUGAAGAUCAAAAGAAAGAGGAACAACCCAAGAUUGAAAAAGUAGAAAAAGAAGAAAAGAAAACUGCAAAGUCUAAAAAAAAUAAGAAAGUUUCUGAAAGUGAAAAUGCACCUUCAACUAUUCCAAAAGUGGAUGAUAAACUUCAGGAACAAAAGACACAAAAAAAUGAAGAGAAUGCAGAAAAAGUUUCUGAUAGCGUUGAACAAAAAAAUUCCAAUGUUAUGCAAACACAAACAAAAAGUGGUGCUGUAUUUGAUGAAUUAGGAGACAUUUGGACAGAAGCUAAACCACAAAAGAAAAGUAAAAAGAAAGCUCGCAAAGAUAACUGAGAGUAUUUAAAUAUAAUGAGAAUUAUAUUCCUUGUGAAGAGGAAUAGUGUGAGAAUCCUGCUUAGUCCAAACGACAUUUGUCAUUUCGGACUUAUCAGGUGCGUUUUAAGUGACUUACGAAUCAACCACCUGACCAAAUUGUUCCUUUCCCUUGUACAUAAUGCCAGUUGGGCUAGGUUGUUCGAUGGGUUAUGUUUUAUAGACUUCAUGACUGUAGGUCCAUAAGUGAAUGUAUGAAGAAAAAAUCUUUAUGUAUUAUUGAUUUUUUUAACAUACUGAUGGUCUGCUUUAACAAAGCUGCCUUGCAUUUAACGAAAGAGGCAUAAGUCAUAGUUUUCUCUAUAAAAUAAUUACUGUAAACACGUUACUCUUUCAAAAAUCUUCAUAUGUCUAUCGAUGCAUUAGUAUUGUAUAAUUUACAGAUAUAUAUAUAGUACAUAUAUUUAUAAGAACUUCAUAUUAAACUUACAUUGUUAACAAGAUGGUACUUAUGUCUUUUACGUUUUAUCCAGAAAUCUUAAAGUGAAUGUUUUGUUAGGUUAGUUUUGAUUUUCUAUCCUAACGCAUAGCACAUUGUCUUUAUAUUACUCGUUAUAAUUAAUUUAAAUUAUAUAAAUGUACUGCGGAUGGUUGAAAGCUAAACCUUAGAAAGUAUGAGAUAUAUCCCAAAAUAGUAAAAUGCAGGACAAUCUCUACACGAGGAAAAGUUUGCAUUACUGAUGUACAUGUCUUUUUCAAAAUAUAAAAAAAAAAAUAUUUUCUUAUAUCUGGUAGUGAGUAAUUUACUUCAGCAUAUAGAUCCAAAAUUAUAUGCUUUGUAACUAUGAACCAUAGGUAAUACUUUAUUGUGGUAAGUACAUCAGUAAUGAAUUUUAAAGGUCGGUAUAAUGUAUUUAUAAGAAUAUGCAAAUCUGACGGAAUUUGUGCCAAGUUGUAAAACAAGAUAAAUUGAGGUGCGACGAAAGUCAUUAUUAUAUAUACAACUAAUUAAAUUCGACCCAAAGAAUAUAUUAACAUAAUUUAAAAAAUACUUCAAGCUUUUAGUUUUUUUGUACAUAAAUAUUAAAAAAAGAGUGUCAUAAAUGAUUUUCAGAGUACUUUUAUAUUGAAUAAAUCGCUUAUUUACAAUGAAUCAUAAGUUGACUUUCGAAGCACCUGGUUGUAUACAGGGUAAAGCACUUGAAAUAACCACCUUGAUUCUUAUCAAUAUUGUUUUCGAAAUAAAAUGUGAUAGAUGAAGCUUACAUUUUUCGAAGAAGUACAAAUGUGUUAUUAAGUACUAAAAUUUAAAACAUAUGUUUUUAUUUUUUUCCUAUGUCACGUUUUAAAGAUUUCAAGAUUAAAAUUUAUCAUUCCAUAAUAAUAAAUUAUGCUUAUAUAAAGUGUUUUUUAAGAAAACUACAGACGCAGUAUGAACCGAGUAAAUAGUAUUGAUUUCACAGAUUAAGACUGAAGGUAGAGACGAUAAUAUUAUACAGUGUGUUCCAAACAUAUACAAAAACGUUUUAAAAGAUGAUAAAAAAGCUCAAAUAAAACGCAAAAUGUCUUAUAACAUGUUCGAUUUGCUUCCGUUUUGUAGUAACGUCGUAUUAAAAUUUUUAUCUGUUUAUGCUGUAGCCAUAUUCGAAUAGCUUUAGUAUAAUCCAAUGACGUAAUCUAACAUUUCCUGAGUUUCGCUAACAGUUGAUAAUUUACAAUAUAUUUGCAUCUUUGCAAACACGUUUUCGUGAUUUGCAAACCUAUAUAACAGCUCAAGCUUAGCAUUAAAUGAGUAUUUUUUCCAUAUAGUCGCUUUGUAAGUGCUGGCAUGAUUACAAACAGCAAUAGACACUAUGAUUAUUUCACUAAUUAUUUCACUGAUCGAUAAUUCAGCCUUUUGUAACUAGUUUUCGAUCAUCACCGUCAAUAUUGAAAUAAGAUUUACCUACUGUUAGUUCUUUUUAUAAUAUUACGAGAAUACAGUAUCCAAUUUUUCAAGAUAAAAUUUACCGUUCGUAAGGUAGAAAUUGUUAGAACGUCUGUUUUAUCUCUUAAAAUAUUCAUUGAAAAUUUUACCAUUACGUAUUACAUCACUUGUUUAGUUUCUUUAAUAAUAACGUUAGUACGAAUGAAAAUAAUCAUUUCAAGGGCUUUAUUCUGUAUGUUGAAAUACAUAUUGAGUUUUGUCAGUGUUAUCAUUUUAUCUCUAAGAAUGAUUUCAAUGAAGCUUAGAAGAUCUUGGAAGUGAAAUAUGGAUUAAACGAUCAAUAUUAUUUUGCUGUUCAUUAGUUGUUUUCACAAACAAUUCGAUCAAGCCGUUCACAUUUUACGCCAUGCAUAGUACAUAGUCAAAAGUUAAAAAAUUGUCUCUCAAAUGUAACAGCGAUUGUUCAGCAGUUACCAUAUACAUAUACAUAUACAUACACAUAUGCACAUGUAUAUUGUAACGUUACAUGUGAAAAUGCAAGAGUUGCAACAUUGCGAGCAGUACUAUCUUGAAAGAAAAAUUAGAUCUCGAAGAUAACAGUUGAUCACAUUAAAAUUGAAUGUUACGUCCCGAGCUCCUCAAGCUUCUGUCCCCAUAAAAGAAAAAGCAAAAAAACCAGAUAGAAUAGCAAAAAAAGUGAAAAAAAAAAAUCGGUAUGGAAACUGAGGAUAGUUCAUAGGUGUGUUUAUUACGCGUGCAUACAUACGUCGUUGUAACAGUUGAUGUAGAAAAAUUCGCUACGAAUCGUCCUUUCGAAACGAUUUCAUUGAAGUAGCGUUAUAUGUUAGUAUGUAAAAAUAUAGUACGUAUAUUUAAUGAGAAGAGAAAAGGAAGAUUACGUGGGUUGUACGGCGUACGGAAUAUUGUGAUAAGUAUAUGCUAUAUCUAUAGCCGAGAAUUACAUGAACAUUGUAAAAUAGUAUUGUUAAACGAUACUAUCGUUUAUAGCUUUUACCUAUAAAAAGGAAAUGAAAAGAUGUCUGCUUGAAAUAGCCAUUAAAUAUUUUGUACUUUCAUCCUUGAUCUAUUUUCACAGACGUUUAACUUACAACGUUUGCGACACACGAGUACAAGUCUCGUUUUCUCGGAUAAUUAUUUAAAUAUAUCUCUGUCAACGCUAGAACUACCGAGCACAUAAGCUAACCUUUUAAAGUUUCUUUUUGGAAGCUAUAAGUGCAUUUAUUAAAAUUUCAAUUCACUUAUAUCUCGAUUCAGAUAUUAUCGAAACAGCUUUUUUAAUCGUUUCUCAAAGAACUGUUGUCUUUUCAGUAAUUGUAAAAGAAGAAAUCAGGAAUGGCUGAUUUCGACCCAUCUGGUAGUUCUAGCGUUAAAAAAUGCCGACGCCCGAAAUGGAGUUUCUUUACCGAAUUGUGAAUUUCAACUUGGCUUCGAUCCUACAAGUAGUGCGAAACGUUGGAAUGUUAUUACGUAAAAUUAAACGAAGCACGAGUGCUUGCAUCGAUUGUGCCCCCUUCUCGUGCCAAAAAACUAUAUUCUGCUCUCUGUUGGAGGUAAAUCUUGUACAAUAAUUAUUUUCAGUACGAAACAAUACUUGACUUUCAUUUCUCGAAUAUUUAUAGUUAUAAUAGACUUAAAUUUAUAGCUUUCUGUUACGAAGAGGCAACGUACUCAUAAUUUGUGUAUUAUACUACAGUAGUCCCUCUUUAUAGACGUUAUCUGUACAGUCUGUUGACUUUGUACAAUUCUGGACGGUAUGAUUAGAGAACAGUGGAUAUGAUUAUCGUUUGAUUGGCUAACGAUUUGUAUCUUUUCUGUUCCUGCUAUCGAUAUUGGAUGUUAGAAACGUGAUACGAAAAUCGAAAGAAAUAAUCGCGUUUAUAGGGAGGGACGGAGUACUGUGAAUCAUUAAGGAGUCUAACUGUGAGAAUCUAUCGUAAUCGGAGUAUUAAGGAGUAUAUUAUUAUAAGAGUUACAUAUAUAAUACGUUCUGUGCUGGCGCAAAUAGGGUGUCUCGUAAUUUUAAAUUGAUUUUCGAGGAAUCCGAUACAACAGGGUUUAUCCGAUGCUACCAAACGGUGUUGUGUAAACGACAGAAACGGAUUGCAUCUAUAGAAGUCGACUCGUCCUUCAUGUUGCUUGUUUUUUAUAUUUUCAAAACAAAAUCUGUAGCACGUUCCAAUCGAAUGAAGCUUUUCGCGCGUCCCUGUGUGAAAGUGUAAGAAAAUAUCAAAGCAAGAAUGUUGUUGCGUUAACAUGAAGGAAGCUGUAAUUUUGAAUUGAGAUCGUAUUUUUGCAGUAAACGUUUCAUAAUAUCUUCUACGUUACGAAUUUAAUUUCGCGACAAUUCCCACGUGUAUAUAUACGUACGUGUUUACGUGUACCGUACACGCGUACUGUUUUAUGACGCUAAGCUGUGAAACUGACACGUCCGACUCGUUCAUCUUCAGUCUCCACGGGGUAAUUUGUGAACGUGCCUCGUAAAUCUUUCAUUCCCGAAGUGAACAGGUGUAAGUCGGUGGUGGUUGUCCACCCUGAACAAGAUACAACCGACUCGUACAGUUGUUUUCUCUACGGAAACUUGAGAAACGGAUCUCGCGUUACCAAUGGCAUUGACUUUUAGGGGACUAAUGUCGGCGUCCCCUGUAUUUCGCGCGUUCUAAAGCAACGCUGUUUAUAGCUUGGUGGCCGUAUAUAUUUUUGGAAGACAAUACGUGGCGAAAGAAGUUCUUUAAGUUUCGAAGCUUAUUCUCAGUUUCGAUCCACAGCUUGUGUAAAAUGCUAUUGGUUUAAUCGUUUGUAAGAGAACAUUUUUAGAACACGAAAUUAAUUAUUUUUUUAUUAAACGUUGUCGAUUAGGAAUUAUCGAGAAAAGGUACCAAACUCUGGAAUUAAAACAGUUAUGAAGCCUAAUGCAUUGCGAUUUUUUUUCCUGUCUGAUUUCACUUUGAAGGGGUGAAACCACCCCUUAUGUUUUUUUCUUCCCCGUGGAUUACCUUGGAAACGGUCAGAGCGAAAAAAGUUUCAACGAAAAAUAGUUCUUUAACGUCUAUAAAAUAUAAAAUAAAAUUUUAAAUAAAUUUUAAAAAAUUGCAAAAUAUUAGGCUUGACCUACUCUAUUCACACAGUUUCAUAAUUUUUUUAAUUCCCGAGUUCGGUACCUUUUGUUGCAAAUGAGUUGUCACUUUGUAUCUUUUAAACUGAUUUUUUGUAUUUUUCGAAUCAAAUAAGUAAGAGGUUGAAUUGUUUAUUUGGGAAUUAAAAAUCGAGGACAUUUGGAACCAUCGAGACAGGGCCGGUUCCUUCGAUGUUAUUGGUGUACGAUGUACACUAGCGAGCUGUAAAGAGUUAAUAUAUAAUAGACUCGAUUGCACUUUAUGUUAUUCCUAUACGUGCGAGCUUUAGUUAAUUCUCGGGGUACGACGGUGUCCGGGUCCGUUUGGACUCUCAUGAAUAUUUCUCUCGAAAUCUGAUUCUUUCGAAAAUCCGGAUCCAAACGGACUCGGGCGUUACCUCGCGAGAGUUAAGUGAUAAUCAUUUCGUGUAUUUACUUAAUAUUGAAUAGCACCUAAACUAACAUUGAUCUUUUUUAGUUUAAGCGAAGAUUUGAGCUAAAUCGUGAAAAACUGAACGUACAAGAACGUGCAGAUUAUUAGACUCAAAUCGUAAAAAGAGGGAAGAAUAAAAAUAUUUUCUUUACGCGAUACUUUAUUUUAAGAAAUCAAUGUGAAUUCGUAUGUUACAUAUGAUACAUAUUUUUAUAAUAUCAUUUACUAAAAGGACCUAAUAAAAGGAUCAUCUAAUCAAAUCUUCACGAAUCUCCGAUUCGUCGAAACGAGAAUGACGUCUACGAUAUCGAAUUAAUAUAAUAUUUUUCUGAAAGAACCACGAGUCUAAUGAUUUGUAGAUCUCCGCAACCAAUACCUUUGAAUGAUAAACAUUGUAUAAUCGAAUAUUCAGUGUAGUAAAUGUUUCUAUCGACGAAUAGAAUAUAUCGAAGAAUUAUUGGGAUACAUUAACAGUCGGAAUUAUCUGAGCCGAGUAACGUGGACUAAAUGUAUUUACUAUUAUCAUAUUUUUAUAUGUAAUAUUUUUCUAACUCGCGUGACACUUGAAUUAUUGCAAAAAACGUGGAAAUUUAUUCCCAAAUUUCGAGGGUGCGUUUAUUUUGAAUAACAUUUAUACGCAAUUGAUUUAUCGAGCAACUAUAUAUAUGGGUAUAAAUUAUUAUAAAACUAUCACGGAAUUCUAUAAUUAAAUCAAAAUUCGACUGGUUGAUGAUAUUAAUUUAAAUCAGAGUUUGUUUCCUGUGAUCUUCAACACUUCUACAAUCCGAUGAAGUACUAUAUCUCAUACGUUCGCUAUCAACGUCGCAUAUUCGUAACGGUCGCAAUUCCAUAUUUCAUACAAAGGAAAUUAAAUUAUUAUAUAAUUAUUAAUAAAACUCGUUUCAGUUUCAGUUUUCUAGUAUUUCGUUUAUUUAUUGAACCGAAUAGAAUAUUGCAAUUGAGAAGAUCGUCGGCGAAACGAACGCUGGUAGCAAACGUGUUAAAUCUGAAACUGAUUCUCCAAAUAAAAAUUCUACAGCAGAAUAUUUUCCAGUAGGCCUUUCUUCAUUUUGAAGCUUAUGUCCAUGAUAAUUUUAGAUUGUAGACGUUGAACACGAUCUGCUGGUUUAGAUACAGCCUACAAUCACUGGUUGCGAUAGUGUUAACACAUAAACUGUAGCACGAUGAUGGCAACGAAAUAGGGAAGGGACGAAGAAAUAUUCCAGUGACCUUGAACAGCUAUAUUAUCUUCUCUAGGCUAUAAUGAAUAUUAUCUCACAAGGGAAUUUCGAUAGAAGUCCGAUUUUGUAGCUGUACACGUUUGUAAAGAAUCCCAGAAGAAUCAGCUAAUUUUUCUGUCAAAUUUCUGUUCCUUUUAAGGUGAAACAUUGCUUCGCCAAUGUUUCUAUGUACUUUCCUCGAAAAUCUUUCCUUUUACGUCGCGGAUGACCGACACAUUUGAUCGAGAAACAAAACUGACACCAAUUUGAAUUUCACUGGCCUAACGCAUGCAAUAUCGACGAAGCAAGAGUGAUUGUGAUACUAUAGGGUUCUGAUCACAAUUGAAAUAUCGAUCGUACACGAACGAAACGAAGCGGAGAGGAAAUUUGGCAAAAAUGGUAUACUUCACGAUCUAUUUUAUUUAUUCAGAGGUUUUGUAGCUACUGCAACGAUACGCGAGGAAUGUAUCGUACUAAUAAGCAUUAAUGUAAUCUGUAUGAACAUGCUCGUGUAAAUGCGUGUACUUCGGUCAGUUCUAAUAUUAAUAAUGUACGAUCUAAUGUUAAGCCGCGUCGAGAGUUUGAGAGAGAGAUUGUGCGAGAGUGAGAAAUUAAUGUAAGUGAAAUUUUCCUUUGAGGUUUACGGAAAAUACAUCCAACAAUUGGAAAGAGAAAUAUUCUGUUCCCAAAGGCUGCGUGUUAUUGGAAGAAAGAUUCUAAAUUUAUUUUUCGAACGGAUUGAAAAGUAUCACGAGCUCGACGAGAAUCAAAGUUGUCCGAUCAACGGAACGUUUCUCCUUUCAUGAACGACUUUCGUUGCGAUACUUUUGUGGGAGAUAUACGAGAUAAACGGGAUGGAUCACAAGGUAAACGGAGAGUGAGAGAAAGAAAGACAGCUAAAUGAAUAAAAAUUAUAUUUUUCCAGCAUCCAAUUGUAACCAUUCAAUGCGCCCGCCCGCUACGCCACGCCGUUUUGUACAUACUGAAUUGUCAUUGGAAAUUCGAAAUAUUGUACAAAGAACGCUUCUUUCCCGCGCUAACGAUUUCGAAAAUAGAACAUGUUUCAAGGGACCACAGAAUAUAGACAAAUAAUAAA